Messenger RNA from Sus scrofa (pig), 3917 nucleotides. It is a transcript of the gene HDAC6, whose product is annotated as histone deacetylase 6. Gene Ontology annotation, cellular component: histone deacetylase complex. The record is from RefSeq and is a predicted model, not a curated record. Gene Ontology annotation, molecular function: histone deacetylase activity; zinc ion binding. Gene Ontology annotation, biological process: epigenetic regulation of gene expression. Lineage: Eukaryota; Metazoa; Chordata; Mammalia; Artiodactyla; Suidae.
CGCGCUGAUCCGCCGUUUGUGCGUUCCGCUGGAGGCGCAAGGCCGGCUCUCCCCGGUGUGGGCGGGAUCGGGGCGGGCUGUAGAGAGAUCUGGCCCAAUGGAAAAGAGAGGCUCAGGCACCCGCGGCCCUACAGGUCGCCGAGAAAUUGGCGGCGCGCGCCAAGGGCGGAGUUUGAGAAAGGGGCUGCGCCAAAACCGCGUCAGGGGUGAAGUCUCCCCAGCCAUGACCUCCACCGGCCAGGAUUCCACCACAACCAGGCAGCGAAGAAGUAGGCACAACCCCCACUCCCCCCCACACGACUCCAGCGUCACCUCGAAGCGAGGUGUUAAAAAGGGUGCCGGACUCCGCUCCAGCCCCAAUCUAGCGGAUGUAAAGAAGAAAGGCAGAAUGAAGAAGCUUAGCCAAGCAGCCGAGCAAGACCUAAUCGUGGGGCUCCAAGGGCUGGAUCUGAACCUGGAGGCCAGGACACCGUCUGGCACUGGCUUGGUGUUGGAUGAGCAGCUAAAUGAAUUCCACUGCCUCUGGGAUGACAGCUUCCCUGAAGGCCCUGAGCGGCUCCAUGCCAUCAAGGAGCAGCUGAUGCAGGAGGGCCUCCUGGACCGCUGCGUGUCCUUUCAGGCCCGAUUCGCCGAAAAGGAGGAGCUUAUGUUGGUUCACAGCCUAGAGUACAUUGAUCUGAUGGAGACGACCCAGUACAUGAAUGAGGGGGAGCUCCGCGUCCUAGCAGACACCUAUGAUUCGGUUUAUCUGCAUCCGAACUCAUACACCUGUGCCUGCCUGGCCUCAGGCUCCGUCCUCAGGCUGGUGGAUGCCGUCCUGGGGGCUGAGAUCCGGAAUGGCAUGGCCAUCAUCAGGCCUCCUGGACACCACGCCCAGCACAGUCUUAUGGACGGGUAUUGCAUGUUCAACCACGUAGCCUUGGCCGCCCGCUACGCUCAGCAGAAGCAUGACGUUCAGAGGGUCCUUAUUGUGGAUUGGGAUGUGCACCAUGGUCAGGGAACACAGUUCACCUUUGACCAAGACCCCAGCGUCCUCUAUUUCUCCAUCCACCGCUAUGAGCAGGGUCGGUUCUGGCCCCACCUUAAGGCCUCUAAUUGGUCCACCACGGGUUUUGGCCAAGGCCAGGGAUACACCAUCAAUGUGCCUUGGAACCAGGUGGGGAUGCGAGAUGCCGACUACAUUGCUGCUUUCCUGCACCUCCUGCUGCCAGUCGCCCUUGAGUUCCAGCCCCAGCUGGUCCUGGUAGCCGCUGGCUUUGAUGCCCUCCAAGGGGACCCCAAGGGUGAGAUGGCCGCCACUCCGGCAGGGUUCGCCCAGCUAACUCAUCUGCUCAUGGGUCUGGCAGGAGGCAAGUUGAUCCUCUCACUGGAGGGCGGCUACAACCUCCGCUCCCUGGCUGAGGGCGUCAGUGCCUCACUCCACACCCUUCUGGGAGACCCUUGUCCCUUGCUGGAGUUCCCGGGCGCCCCCUGUCCCAGUGCCCAGGCGUCACUAUCCUGUGCUCUGGAAGCCCUUGAGCCCUUCUGGGAGGUCCUUGUGAGAUCUGCUGAGACCCUGGAGGACGAGGACACCGUGGAGGGGGACCAUGUGGAGGAGGAGGAGGAACCAUGGCAGCCCCCUGAGCUACCGAUGCUGGCGUGGCCGGUGCUGCAGGCUCGCACAGGGCUGGUCUACGACCAACAGAUGAUGGAUCACUACAACUUAUGGGACAGCCACCACCCCGAGAUGCCUCAGCGCAUCCUGCGUAUCAUGCGCCGACUGGAGGAGCUGGGCCUCGCCGGGCGCUGCCUCGCUCUGCCCGCCCGUCCCGCCACGGAUGCUGAGCUGCUUGCCUGCCACAGUGCUGAAUACGUGAGUCGCAUCCGGGCCACGGAGAAGAUGAGGACCCGGGAGCUGCACCGCGAGGGUGCCAACUAUGACUCCAUCUACAUCUGCCCUGGCACCUUCGCCUGUGCGCAGCUGGCCGCGGGCGCCGCCUGCCGCCUGGUGGAGGCUGUGCUGGCAGGAGAGGUUUUGAAUGGUAUUGCCGUGGUGCGCCCCCCUGGACACCACGCAGAAAGGGACUCGGCUUGCGGUUUCUGCUUUUUCAAUUCUGUGGCAGUAGCUGCUCGCCAUGCUCAGGCCAUCAGUGGGCAUGCGCUGCGGAUCCUGAUCGUGGACUGGGACGUCCAUCAUGGUAACGGCACUCAGCACUUAUUUGAGGAGGACCCCAGCGUGCUCUACAUUUCCCUGCACCGCUACGAUCAUGGCACCUUCUUUCCCAUGGGGGAUGAGGGUGCCAGCAGCCAGAUAGGUCAGGCUGCAGGCACGGGCUUCACUGUCAACGUGGCCUGGAAUGGGCCCCGCGUGGGUGACCCCGAGUACCUGGCUGCAUGGCAUCGGCUGGUGCUUCCUAUUGCCUAUGAGUUUAACCCGGAACUGGUGCUGGUCUCAGCUGGUUUCGACGCUGCCCGGGGGGACCCGCUGGGUGGCUGCCAGGUGUCACCUGAGUGCUACGCCCACCUCACCCACCUGCUGAUGGGCCUGGCCAAUGGCCGUAUUAUUCUAAUCCUAGAGGGUGGCUAUAACCUGAUAUCCAUCUCGGAGUCCAUGGCUGCCUGUACCCGCUCCCUCCUUGGGGACUCACCACCCCUGCUGACCCUGCUGAGGCCCCCACUCUCACGGGCCCUGGCCUCGAUCGCCGAAACCACCCAAAUCCAUCGCAGAUACUGGCGCAGCUUGCGGGUCACAAAGGUCGAAGACAAAGAGAGACCCUCCAGUUCUAAGUCGUUCGCCAAGAAGCCAUCCCAACCAGCCAAGCCUAAGCCAUCCAAGGGGAUGACCGCCCCAAAAGGGGACAUUCCGGAAGCACACACAGGGAAGGCCACCUCGGUAUCAUCAGUGAAAGUGUCCCCCCCAGGCCAGACGAAGUCAGAGGCAGCCCUAGUGGAACUUACUCAGGACCAGUCCUCAAAGGCUGCCACAGAGGAGGCUGUGGGAGGAGCUAAGCUGAUCCAAAGCCCUCCAGCCUCGGGAGGUGACAACCAGACUCCUCCAGCUUCUCCACGGCAAGGAUCCACAACUCUGAUCUCCCCCAGCAAGCUGGUAGGCAAUCUCGGAGCCUUGGAACUGAGAAAUGAGGUUCAGGAGUCCCCAAAAGAGGAAGGGCUGCUAGGAGAGGCAGCUGGAGGUCAGAACAUGGACAAUUUAAUGCUGAUGCAGGUCUUUGGAAACCAAGCUGACACUGACCAGGCCAUGUUCUAUGCUGUGUCACCACUGCUCUGGUGUCCACAUGUGGUGGCAGUACGCCCCGUACCUGAAGCGGGCCUGGACGUGACCCAACCUUGUCAAGACUGUGGAGCACUCCAGGAGAACUGGGUGUGUCUGUCUUGCUAUCAGGUCUGCUGCGGCCGUUAUAUCAACGCCCAUAUGCUCCAGCACCACGAAAGCUCAGGCCACCCCAUGGUCCUCAGCUACGCCGACCUGUCUACCUGGUGUUACCCCUGCCAGGCCUAUGUUCACCACGAGGCUCUCCUGGCUGUGAAGAACAUCGCCCACCAGAACAAGUUUGGGGAGGGCGUGCCCCACUCCCGCUAGAUCCCAGAAGCCUCUUCGCGGGCCUGCUUUACUCCAUCCCAAGUUGUACCUUGGAGGAGAGGCAGCCUCGCUCCCCCCAUCCUGAAGCCCCUUUACCACUCCCCAAGGGUGCCGCCCGAAGUGUAAAUACUUUUAAGAGGACAGUGACGAUCACUUGUACGUCUUUCCCUGCUCACUGCCAGCUCAAGGGACUCCAUCUACUCUGCCCCCGAAGGAAGGGGCGGCAGCACAGUCACCCCAAGGCGGGGCUGAUGUAAAGAUGAUACUUUGGAGGGAAGGGGGGAUGACUGGCAGGUCUGGCGGGGUGGCAUAUGCAGUAAAGUACAAGCUGUUACAAAAA